Molecule: messenger RNA, 1416 nt
Organism: Haliotis rubra (blacklip abalone)
Lineage: Eukaryota; Metazoa; Mollusca; Gastropoda; Lepetellida; Haliotidae
Exons: 2
Coding region: 332-1204 (290 amino acids)
Source: RefSeq, a predicted model, not a curated record
CAUCUCCAGCUGUUCCAUGUCACGUGCCUUAUAACAAUACGAUAUUGUAAAAUAUAUAUCGUUACGGGAUAUGAUACCUCGUGAUAGUUUCUCAACUAGACACGUUGUCUCAUCCUUCCCAGCUUCAUGUAGCACCACCUCACAGAGGAAUACCAUUAGCUCCACCUAUUUGGGCGAGGCUUUCACGUAGUUGCCUCCUUCCCAGCUAUAUAUCAGACUUAGACACAAAAGGCCGUCAGUAGCCGCAAUCGUCCUAAUCGUCCUACGACAACUGAUGACUACAAGGAGUAUGCAGGGUGUCCCAUUUCGUUAUCAGCGGAAGACCUGAAGGAUGCCGCGUCACUUUCCACAGGACCACAACCUCAUGCCUUCAAAGAGAGUGGUACGAUUUCUCCUCGUCCUAUCUCUACUAGCGUAUCUCGCCCUCUCCAAGAUUGACAGAUGUACUCUCACAAAACACCUUUCCAGGCUGUCUGAUAUCAUACUAGGAGAUACCUUUGCUCAGAACAAGGCACAGUCUUUAUUUUUUGAAAGAAUUACGGAAGAUGAGAGAGAACAAUUCAGAAAUUUGGUGAGAGUGUUUCAUGAGAAAGUAGGGCCGAACAUAACAUAUUUCCUUUACGCAGGGACGCUUCUGGGAUCCUACUCCCACCAUGGAAUGAUUCCUUGGGACGACGACAUUGACAUCAUCGUCAGAGACGCCGACAGGGAAGUGUUGCUGAAUGCGCUCAAGUCCCUAGUCCCUAGGUAUGGGUAUACCAACUACUCAACCUGCUGCAAGCUAUUUCACGCCAAUUCCCCAAAGGCUGGGCUAAAGCCCUGGAAGUGGCCUUAUCUAGAUAUAUUCUUUUAUAAUGAAUACCCAACAUAUAUUCAAGAUACUACACAGGCGUAUAAGAAGUUUAACACAAGGGACGUGUUUCCUUUGAUCACUAGGCCAUUCAUGGGCAUGUCACUACCAGCCCCAAGAAACACUCUUGGGUUUUUGAGAGUGACGUAUGAUAUCGAUAUGUGUAUGUCCAAUUCGUUCGACCAUAGGAGGGAACAGUUCAUUUCGUGCGACCACAUAACAAAACUCCCAUGUGUUCAUCUCAGGGGUCGGUUUCCGUUUGUCCGUCGGGUGUAUGAAGCAAAGAGAACACUUGAGAUACUGGAGGAUCGUCUCCUUACGGUCAAGAAGGGUGUGCAUGCUACGGGAAGAUGAAUAAAUGUCGAACUAAACUACAGCAUAUUGUGCAUGGCCUUACAUGUUGUAGGAUAAGCGCCCAACUAGGGCACAACAGGGUUUUCAUGACCACGGGGAUUUGAAGAUAAGUGCCGAACAACGGUACAUUAUAUCAUGCAUGGCCUCAGAGUUACAACAGUUUUCAUGACCACAGCGAUUUCAGGAUAAGUGCUGAAUUACGAUACAACAGU